This is a messenger RNA of Aureobasidium musti, 1557 nucleotides long. NCBI's taxonomy places the organism in Eukaryota, Fungi, Ascomycota, Dothideomycetes, Dothideales, Saccotheciaceae. The record is from the annotation of a GenBank genome assembly.
AUGUCGCCGCCAGUGCUCGGAUUUACGCGGCCACUGGCGCCGCAGCCUGUGAGGCCUAACGAUGCUCCUGUCCUGCAGCCUCUGCAGCAUCAUUAUCCUCUAAAGUCGACCCGAUCGAGGCGUGGCACCAUUAAUGCCGCCUGUCGCGAGUGUCGUCUGAAGAAGUUAAAGCGCCCCAGCUGUCAGCGUUGCCUCGCUAAGGGCAUUGAUUCUUGCGAAUAUACCGUGAACCCGGGAGAGACACGCUUCACUGCCCUGAAGAGGAAGAAUGCCUCUCUCGUAACAGAGUCGGAUCGCAUGCAAAAAUUCAUAGAGGCCUUGCGCUCAGCAUCUCCCUCUCAAGCCCAGGAAAUGCUGGAUUCUCUCCGCACUGCCGACGCCUCAACUCAACUUUUGUCCACACUGGCCCACUUCGACCCCGAGUCUCAGCCCUUGCAACGCCAGGAGUCCGACUCGUCCGUGUCUUCGGUUGAUCAAUCACUGUUGUGUAUCAUUUCCCCUAACCAAGUCUUUGCAGAGAUGGGGCUGAACCUUCUAACACGACCGCCAAUUCCGCAAGUCUGUCCACCCAACAUGGAACGAAGUCAUUGGACGGAACUCAGGAAAACCUGGAGAGUGCUCGUAUUUCUCGAAACCUGGCUUUCCUCGACUCUCGGCUAUGUAUCGGGAUUGCAGCUGCCAAAGGAACUCACAAACGCGAAGAACCUUCAGAUCGACGAUGAGACCAAUCUCGAGGCGAAGGUCACGACGGAAAUGAUCAGGAUCACCAUCAUCAAAUUCGACAUGCUGCGUCUCAGCCUGUCAUUCCAGGGCUUAAGUGCGCUUAUGGUUCAAACGAUCACCAAGGAGCUGCAUCACUGGUAUCAAAAUCUGCCGCGCGAUAUGCGCCUGACCGAGUUGGCGAAGAACCCUGAGAUAUCCUUUGAAUUGCGGAGAACCAUCUAUUACGUCAACUUCCUUUAUUUUGGAGCCCAGAUCAUGCUUCUGCGCCGUGUUCUGCAGAGCAUGCAUGAAAACAACAGUCUCCUUGCUGGGGAUGAAGCAGCAGUUAACGAUUUGAUAAUGCAGGCAAAGCAUGCUGCUAGGGAGUCUGCCAAGCUGUUCGAAAGGCUGUACAUUGAAGGUGGCAUUGUCCAAAAAUGUUGGGUUUGCAUUCAAAAAGACGUGGCUGCCGGACAGUUCCACUCACUACUCAGCCGCUUCUAUGCCAUUCUAUACGCGACCGCUAAUGGUCAACUCAAGUUUGGCCCAGAUGUCAUCGGCACUGCUCGCGAACUAAACGAACUGAUUAGACGACCGUUCAAGACGCAGGGCCAAGAGAGUGUUGAAUGUUGCUAUCUCUGGCAAGAGGAGGAUCACCAGCACCAUCAGCGUGAACAAGGUAUUGACGAUGUCAUCGUCCGAGAUGUCGCAAACGCACCUAAUCAGUCAUUCUGCUGCGACGAUAGCUGGCAGCGCAUCGACGGCAUCAAGAAUGAUGGAAUGAUUCACGAUCUGCUCAGUGGCAUCCGACCUGGACGUUUCCUUCCUGGUUUUGAAUCCAGUGCUUGGCACUGA